Phytophthora nicotianae INRA-310 is the source of this 1606-nucleotide messenger RNA. RefSeq lists its product as hypothetical. The coding region runs from base 49 to 1503 and encodes 484 amino acids. Gene Ontology annotation, molecular function: oxidoreductase activity. The record is from RefSeq and is a predicted model, not a curated record. The transcript is spliced from 4 exons. NCBI's taxonomy places the organism in Eukaryota, Oomycota, Peronosporomycetes, Peronosporales, Peronosporaceae.
CUCCACCAACCUCGCAGUCAGUCAGUCAUUCGCAAUUGUGCUACCUGCAUGCACCUCCAACUUCCGACGUUCAACAUGGCCGUCAAGUCUACAAUUGAUCUAAAGAGUUCGUACCGCGUGGUGGUCGUUGGCGCUGGGAUGGCUGGUGUGAGUGUUGCCAACGCUCUGCUAGUGUCCAACGAGUUCGCGGCAAGCGACGUUUGUGUGCUCGAAGCGCAGUCCCGCAUUGGUGGACGGAUCCGGACGCAGCCGUUCAGCGAUUCAUUGCCCGUCAAUGUGGAGGUGGGAGCCGCGUGGAUCCACGGCACUGAGGGCAACCCGUUUACCGAUAUGGCGAAAAAGUUCGGCAUUGUGUUCAAAGAGGUGGCUCCGCGGAAUCCGUGGCUGCAUCCUGGUGCGUGCAAAAACUUUCUGUUCUUCGACGGCGAUAAGCAACUACCGCAGGAGCAAGUCGAUGAGACGUGGCAAUGGCAAGAUCUUCUCAUGCACAAGCUGCAGGAUCUGGCAACGUCGCCCAAUGCGGUCGACCACCAAGAUAAGGCUCUUUCGGCUAUCGUCGACCACCUUGUGGCGUCGGACGAGGAGCUCGGGGAGGCGAUGAAAGCCCCGAAUGCACGCGCAAGACUGGAUAUGUGUCUGAAGCUGAUUGAGGUUUGGAUGGGGGUAAAUGAUGAUGAAGUGCAGCUCGACGACUUCACCGACAUCGAACUGAUUGGUGAUGACGCCGGUGCGCACUGCAUAGUUCCAGCAGGAAUGGAACACUUCAUCGAUCACCUAGCGGAGCCUGUGAAGGAAUCGAUCCACACGAACGUGGUCGUCACUUCCAUCAACUACGAAGAUAAAGACGGUGUUGUGAUCGAGUGCAGUGACGGACGUCGCGUAUCGGCUGACCAUGUCGUUGUGACUUCGUCGCUCGGGUUCCUGAAGUCUGGCAAGUUGCAUUUUCAGCCUGAGUUGCCUGCAGCCAAACUUGGUGCUAUCGAGCGCUCCAAAAUGGGCCAGUACAUGAAGAUCCUCGUGGAGUUCCCGGAAAUAUUUUGGCCUGAAAACAGCACCUUCAUCGCACAGAUCAAGAACUCGUCGGUUUCUAGUGAUGCCACGGAUCGUCGCAUCUACUUUCCGGUGGUAUUCAACUACCAGUUUGCGAAGGGUGUGCCUAUCAUCGAAGGAGUCUUGGUCGGUGAGAAUGCCAGCAAAAUCUCUGCUACGUUUACGGAGGAGGAAAUUGCACAUGCGCUCUUUCUACAGCUACAAGAGACGUUUGGCCCGAACAUCCCGCGUCCAGUGAACCACUUCAUCACAAGAUGGGAUCAGGACCCGUGGUCGAUUGGUGCCUACAGUUCUCUCACAGUGGACAGCACGGACGAAGACCCAGCGAUCCUACGCCAGACUGUGGCAAACCGCGUAUUGUUCGCGGGUGAGGCCACGGACUACAAGUACCAGGGCGCACUACAAGCUGCGUAUCUCUCGGGCCUAAAAGCUGCAGCGGAAAUUGUGGACUAACUGCAACCCUGGUGUUAGCGUUUGAUGCCGAGCUAAGCUCGUGCAAAAAUUUUAAGAAUGAAGCUGUUGUCUUGCUCUAAAUCGCUUUUAAAUCAAAGUAGAA